CCACGGAUUAGGAAAUUACAAUGCCGCCCCCACAAACACCGCUUCUCUCACCACCACCAUUUUUAUGAUUCUUCGCCUCCUUCCGCCUUUCACCCUUUUUUUUUCUUCUCAUUUGCUCUCAGCAAUCGGAAUUUGUAGUCCGACGACGACGCGAGAGUCGGCCGGUGGCUGCGUUUCAGAACGUGUGAUAUAUAGAGAGCAGGAAAAUCAGCUCGUAAUCGCGAGGAACCGGGAAUCAAGCUCCGGUUUAUUGUGUUUUAUUUUAUCUAGUCUUCCACAACUUUUUGCUCCAUUCACCGCCAUCGGGUUAUCGCAGACGAUAAGAUGGGAAGCAAACAAAUUGAUAAUGUUACCCAUGUUACCGAUUCGAACUCCAUUGUCGACAGCAAUGCCGUAAAUGAUAGUGUCGACAACAAUGCCGUAAAUGACAGUGUUGCUACUAGUGAAAGCGAGAGCACUCAAGUUCACAAAUAUUCUGAGUCUGUCAGGACCUUGCACAAUGUGGCUUACAUUUAUAGACAAGAUGUGGUAAAGCACAAGGAAACUGGUUUAAUAGGGAUAGUAGAUGAGGUGGCUGGUGACUCUGAUUCAGACAGUAGCAUCACUGAUGAUGACGAUGACGAUGCUGACGAAGAUGAUGGUCUUGAUGAGGAUGAUGAUGCUGACGGUGAUGGUGAUGGUCAAGAUGAUACUGCUGAUGGCUGUACCAACAAUGACAAUGAGAAUAGUGACCAGAAGAAAACCGGAGGAAACCGUAAAAGAGAAGCACUUCAGGCUGAUCAGGUUCGAGUACUUUGGAUGCACGAAAUGGAACAAGUACAAAGCAUUAAUGAUGUAAAAGUCAUCGAUCGGGGUUUCUUGCAUGGUGAUUAUGUUGCUUCUGCUUCAGACCCAACCGGGCAAGUAGGAGUUGUGGUGGAUAUCAACGUCUCUGUUGAUUUGUUAGCUCCUGAUGGUUCAGUAGUGAACAAUGUAUCAUCCAAAGGCUUGAAGCGGGUGAGGGAGUUUGUCGUAGGAGAUUAUGUAGUACUUGGCCCUUGGCUCGGACGAGUUGAUGAUGUCAUGGACAAUGUGACUGUUUUAGUGGAUGAUGGUUCGGUCUGCAAAGUACUGGGUGCUGAACCACUCCGUCUCGAACCUAUUUCCAAGAGUUUCUUCGAUGAAGAUGAUCAUUUUCCUUACUACCCUGGGCAGCGUGUGAGAGCAAGCUCGUCCUCGGUAUUCAAGCAUUCCCGAUGGUUAUAUGGUUUGUUUAAGCCUAAUAGAUUAGAAGGAACUGUUACCAAAGUCACAGCAGGAUCAGUAUUCAUUUAUUGGAUAGCUUCUGCUGGCUAUGGUCCAGAUUCUUCAACAGCUCCUGCUGAAGAGCAGAACCCUAAAAAUCUAAAACUGUUGUCUUGCUUUGCUCAUGCCAAUUGGCAAGUAGGAGAUUGGUGUCUUGUCCCCCCAAAUGUUCUAAAAUCAUCCUCCAUUACUACAGACACUGAAUUAUCCAAUUCAGGACUCUGUGAUUCGGUGAAAGAUAAAUUGGUUUCUAGUCAACUAGGAAAAGAUUGUGAGGGUGAAGAGGUUCGGUUAGAGGAAUUGGAUGAGAAUAAGGAAGCCAUGAGCAUUGAUGCAGAGGUGCCUCCUACUGGCGAUAGUGCAGCUAAAACUGGAACUAACAAAGAGUUUCAGGAAUCAAACUCCUGCAGUAAUUCUGCAUCUGUUUCAAAGGAGCCAGUGCAUGAAACUUGGCCACUUCACCGCAAGAAGAUACGUAAGGUUGUUGUCAGGAGGGAAAAGAAGCAUCGAUUGAAGGAAGAGAAGUUCGAAAGAGCAUUUCUUAUUUUCAAUACAAGGACAAGUGUUGAUGUUGCUUGGCAGGAUGGAAGUUUGGAGCGUGGAAUGGAUUCCACCAAAUUAAUUCCUAUCGAUAGUCCUGGCGAUCAUGAAUUUCUCUCUGAACAGUAUGUAGUGGAGAAGGCAUCUGAUGAUACUGAAGAUAAUAAUUCUUCUGAAGUAAGGCGAGUUGGAGUGGUGAAGAGUGUUAAUGCGAAGGAACGAACAGCACUUGUGAGGUGGUUAAAACCAGUUGUUAGGGCUGAAGAUCCUCGUGAGUUUGAUAAGGAGGAAAUCGUGAGUGUUUACGAGCUCGAGGGGCAUGGUGAUUAUGAUUAUUCUUAUGGAGAUGUUGUUGUGAGAUUGUCUCCAGUUUCUACUCAAACUAUCUUUGAUCGGCAACCCUCCUCUCACAAGCCAAAGCAGCAAAAUUUGACGGAUGAUGAUGCUUCGAAUCCCGCAGAAGAUGAAGAGAAAUCAGAGUUGGUGAUACCUGGGGAGGAAGCUAGUAGCAUGGACUGCUACUCAGAUCUCUCUUGGGUUGGGAAUAUAACUGGUCUUCACAAUGGAGAUAUUGAGGUGACAUGGGCUGAUGGAAUGGUCUCUACGGUUGGACCUCAAGCUGUUUUUGUGGUUGGCCGUGAUGAUGAUGAUGAGUCUGUUGCUGUUGGUAGUGAAGUGAGUGAUGAUGGUGCUAGUUGGGAAACAGUUAAUGAUGAUGAAGAUGAUGACGAGAUGGAUGCCCUUGAGAAUUUUGAAGAGGAAGAACGGUUGCAAAAUGCAACCAACAUAAACUCUGAUGUGGAGGAGAACGUGGAGAAUAGCAAUGCUGUGAGAAGUCCAGCAGUUUCACUGUCCUUGGCAGCAUUUGGAUUUGUUACGAGAUUGGCUACUGGAAUAUUUUCACGUGGGCGGAAAAGUUCUGAUUCAGAGCUACUGGAGAACAGAAACGAAUCUGAAUCUCAGGGAUUGAUCUCCAUUGCUGAAGAUAGAAAUUCCAGUGACACUUCUGGCUCUGUGAAGUCUAAUGUCAUUGAUCCUAAAAGUCCGCAUGGGGAAGAAGAAGUAAAUGGGGUCAUGGAAGUUGCUGCACCACCACAACCUUUUGGCGAUACGAAGGUUGAGAACACGAAUACGUCAUUAAGACAUGUUGAGGAGGAUGCAAGCAAGUUCAAACGGUUUGACACGGCAAAAGAUCCUUCUGACCAUUAUUACGUGGGAUCAGUUGGACAGUCUAGCAAUAGCCGGAAAUGGUUAAAGAAGGUACAGCAAGAUUGGAACAUUCUUCAGAACAACCUUCCAGAUACUAUUUUUGUACGAGUAUAUGAAGAUCGAAUGGAUCUUUUGAGGGCAGUAAUAGUUGGUGCAUAUGGAACCCCUUACCAAGACGGGUUGUUCUUUUUCGAUUUCCACCUUCCACCAGAGUACCCUGAUGUUCCACCGUCAGCAUACUAUCAUUCUGGUGGUUUGAGAAUAAACCCAAAUCUUUAUGAAGAGGGCAAGGUGUGCCUUAGUCUUUUGAAUACUUGGACUGGCAGAGGAAAUGAAGUUUGGGAUCCGAAUUCUUCUAGUAUCUUGCAAGUCCUCGUUUCGCUUCAAGGGCUGGUGUUGAAUUCUCGGCCUUAUUUCAAUGAAGCUGGAUAUGACAAGCAAGUUGGAACUGCUGAAGGAGAAAAGAAUUCACUUUCCUACAACGAGAACACGUUCUUACUGAACUGCAAAUCCAUGAUGUAUCUUAUCCGAAGGCCUCCAAAGGAUUUUGAGGAGCUUGUGAAGCUGCAUUUCAGGAAUCGUGGUCAGUACAUUCUCAAGGCAUGUGAUGCAUACAUGAAAGGGAGUCUGAUUGGGUCUCUUAAGAUGGAUGCAUCUAUAAGCCACGACGCCAGUUCCAAUUCGAGCUCAGUUGGUUUCAAGAUAAUGCUUACUAAGAUUGUCCCCAGACUAUAUUCAUCACUAAGCGAAAUUGGAGCUGAUUGUGAAGAGUACAAGCAUUUGCUGCAGUUAUAGCAGGCUGCUAGGAGCAUGAUCUGAUUUACUUGUCGUCGAUCUUCCUUCCAACAUUUGUGGAUACCGAAGUCAAAACGAAAAAGAGGGGAGAAGGGUUUUCUUUGUCUCUGAACUCAAUGGCUGUGCUUUCAAAACGGCCGAUAACUUGUAAAUUCAGAUUGGCUUUUCUGGAUGAAAAAGCCUCUGAUAGUUUUAGCUUUAACUGUGUUUCUUCUUUGUCAUCUAACAUGACUGGAUAGGAACAUUUCUAUUUUAUAUAUUUUGUUUCAUUCCUUCUCUAUUCGAAUUGGGAAUAUUGCUGCUUGACUGCAUAGUUUGAAGUCUCUUCUCUGGGAUCUUGAAGACUAAAAGGACUUUGGGUUCUUUGUUAUGGUAUUGUAGUUGAAGGGAAAAGUAUUCCCUCGCCACUUGAAAUGUAAUCUAGGGAUCUAGGAAAUGAGAGUCAGGAACAAGUUCUUCCUUUGUACCAUUACUGCUGUAUUCAUAGAAAAGGCUCAAAAUGAUAGUAAUAGUGUC
Messenger RNA from Linum tenue, 4344 nucleotides. The record is from the annotation of a GenBank genome assembly. Lineage: Eukaryota; Viridiplantae; Streptophyta; Magnoliopsida; Malpighiales; Linaceae.